AUGGCGACCGACUAUAGCAAGAAGACCAAUGCCGAGCUGGUCGAGAUCUUGAAAUCACGAUCGCUUCCCCACACUGGCAAGAAGGCCGAUCUGGUCGCGCGCAUCCAGCAGGACGACGAGACCAAGUCCGCGGAAGCUGCUCCAGCUCCAGCUGCCGCUCCCGCUGCUACCGAGACCACUAAGCCCGACGCUGCCGCCGACGAUGUCAUUGACUGGGACGAUGAUGUUCCCGCUGAGACCGCCCAACCUUCUACGGAGGCUUCCGCGACUGCCAUUGCUGCUGGCGGCAAGGGCCCGGUGGCCAACCCCGUUGCCGUCCCGAACCAAGAGCUCGCCAUCGACCCUGCUACGACCAACGACUUGAAGGUGGAAUCGGCAGGUGGUGCCGAUACUGCGGCUGCACCCGAAGCUGAGACUGCGCCCGAGGCCGAGAAGAAGCCUGCUGUGGAUUACACUCGUGGUCUUGCAGCAACCGACCUGGAGGCAGAAUUGGCGAAGCGCAAGAAGCGCGCUGAGAAGUUUGGCAUCGUUGAAGAUGAUGAGACUGCCCUCAAGGAGGCUCAAAAGCAAUUGGAUCGGGCAAAGCGCUUUGGCACCGGUGCUGCGGCCGAGCCUGGCUCUAGUGUUAGCGUGAAGGGUCUCGACGAGGCUCUUCCCAAUGAACGCGCUCGCAAGCGCGGCCGCAAUGAGCAGGGUGGUCGCGGAGGCAAACGACGGGAUGUUGGCCGUAACCGCAACCGCCGUGGAGAUGGCAACCAGAACCGGAAUACCGGUGGACAGAACGAGAACGGCGGGAAGAGUGCGGAGAGUGGACAGAACACGCAGCAGAGAAGCUGGGGCGAUAAGGACCGUCUAGCGAUGGAAGCUCGCAAGAAGCGUUUUGCGGCCGCCAAUUAG
Molecule: messenger RNA, 897 nt
Organism: Penicillium brasilianum
Lineage: Eukaryota; Fungi; Ascomycota; Eurotiomycetes; Eurotiales; Aspergillaceae
Source: the annotation of a GenBank genome assembly